CCCUCAUGCUUGCCGUCUGUUGCCAUGGAUACUGCAGCUUAGCGCAAGCUCGUCACACCUGCUAGCUCCUUUAGCUUCUUUUCGAGCACACUUUGCAAGGAUUACUCAAGAAAGUCAUGGCGUCGGGUUUAGAUGCUCUUUGGGAGGACCGAGACGUUCGCUUCGAUAUAACAGCACAGCAGAUGAAAACUCGACCUGGAGAAGUGCUAAUAGAUUGUUUGGACUCCAUCGAGGACACAAAAGGAAAUAACGGAGAUCGAGGGCGACUUCUAGUGACAAACCUGAGGAUUAUUUGGCAUUCGUUGGCCCUGCCGAGAGUCAAUUUAUCUGUGGGUUACAACUCCAUUAUUAACAUCACAACAAGGACAGCAUACUCGAAACUGCGAGGCCAGACCGAAGCCCUCUACAUUCUGACCAAGUCCAACAACACGAGGUUUGAGUUCAUCUUCACUAACGUGGUUCCAGGAAGUCCCCGCCUCUUUACCUCCGUCAUUGCUGUGCACAGGGCCUAUGAAACUUCUAAAAUGUACAGAGAUCUCAAAUUACGGGCUGCGCUUAUUCACAACAAAAACUUGCGUCUCUUACCAAGGGAGCAAGUUUAUGACAAAAUCAAUGGAGUCUGGAAUUUAUCCAGUGAUCAGGGGAACCUAGGAACUUUUUUCAUCACAAAUGUGCGGAUAGUCUGGCAUGCAAAUAUGAACGAGAGCUUCAAUGUCAGCAUUCCUUACCUCCAGAUUUGGUCUAUCAGAAUAAGAGACUCCAAAUUUGGUUUGGCUUUGGUGAUCGAGAGUUCCCGCCAGAGUGGCGGCUAUGUGCUGGGGUUUAAGAUUGACCCUGUGGAUAAACUUCAGGAUGCUCUUAAAGAAAUCAACUCGCUCCACAAGGUGUUCUCUGCCAACCCCGUCUUUGGAGUGGAAUAUGAAAUGGAAGAAAAGCCGCUGCCUUUGGAAGAAGUGACCAUGGAGCAGCCUCCGGAUGACGUGGAAAUUGAGCCUGACGAGCAGACGGAUGCUUUCACUGCCUAUUUCGCUGAUGGCAACAAGCAACAAGACCGUGAACCCGUUUUUUCUGAGGAGCUGGGCCUCGCCAUUGAAAAGCUGAAGGAAGGAUUCACUCUUCAAGGACUGUGGGAAGUCAUAAACUGAAAUUAUAUUGAUCAAUGAUGUUUGGGGUGGGUAACCAUAUGUACCUUCAGUGGAGGUGUUCAAUGUGUUAAUGUCAUGUCCACAGAAAAAAUGUCCAAGAAAUAUCUGUCCACAUAAAAACACCUAAUGUUACUGGCUGUUAUGCACAUUUUAGCCAUUCAGACACCUGAAAACAUGCACGUCUGCCGUUGCACAAAAAGGAAAACCAACAGCACUAAGUCCCUCGCCACAUUACAUUUGUGAGUUUGCAGCUUUACUCUGUCAUGGACUUUUGUUUUUUGGCCCAAGUUAAACUUUGUCAUACAUGAAAACGUCUAAAUGAAGUAAAAAUAUCCAUACUACAGUAAGAUUGGCCACCAGAUGAAACCAAAGCCACCAUAGCGCUGUUCAGUAUCGUGGCCACUGAUUGGCUCAGCCUUAAGCAGCAUUAUUUCAGUGGGGCAAAAACGUAUUUAGUCAGCCAGCGAUUGUGCAAGUUCUCCCACUUCAAAUGAUGACAGAGGUCUGUCAUUUUCAUCAUAGGUACACUUCAACUGUGAGAGACAGAAUGUGAAAAAAAACAAUCAAGGAAUUCACAUUGUAGGAAUAUUAAAGACUUUAUUCGUAAAUGAGGGUGGAAAAUAAGUAUUUGGUCAACCAUUCAAAGCUCUCACUGAUGGAAGGAGGUUUUGGCUCCAAAUCUCACGAUACAUGGCCCCAUUCAUUCUUUCCUUAACACGGAUCAAUCGUCCUGUCCCCUUAGCAGAAAAACAGCCCCAAAGCAUGAUGUUUCCACCCACAUGCUUCACAGUAGGUAUGGUGUUCUCGGGAUGCAACUCAGUAUUCAUCUUCCUCCAAACACGACAAGUUGAGUUUAUUCCAAAACGUUCUAUUUUGGUUUCAUCUGACCACAUGACAUUCUCCCAAUCCUCUGCUGUAUCAUCCAUGUGCUCUCUGGCAAACUUCAGACGGGCCUGGACAUGCACUGGCUUAAGCAGGGGGACACGUCUGGCACUGCAGGAUUUGAUUCCCUGUCGGCGUAGUGUGUUACUGAUGGUAACCUUUGUUACAUUGGUCUCAGCUCUCUGCAGGCCAUUCACCAGGUCCCCCCGUGUGGUUCUGGGAUUUUUGCUCACCGUUCUCAUGAUCAUUUUGACCCCACGGGAUGAGAUCUUGCGUGGAGCCCCAGAUCGAGGGAGAUUAUCAGUGGUCUUGUAUGUCUUCCAUUUUCUGAUAAUUGCUCCCACAGUGGAUUUUUUCACACCAAACUGCUUGCCUAUUGUAGAUUCACUCUUCCCAGUUUGGUGCAGGUCUACAAUUCUUUUCUUGGUGUCCUUCGACAGCUCUUUGGUCUUGGCCAUAGUGGAGUUUGGAGUCUGACUGUUUGAGGCUGUGGACAGGUGUCUUUUGUACAGAUAAGUUCAAACAAGUGCCAUUAAUGCAGGUAACGAGUGGAGGACAGAAGAGUUUCUUAAAGAAGAAGUUACAGGUCUGUGAGAGCCAGAGAUCUUCCUUGUUUGAAGUGACCAAAUACUUAUUUUUCACCAUCAUUUACAAAUAAAUUCUUUAAAAUUCCUACAAUGUGAAUUCCUGGAUUUUCUUUUCACAUUCUGUCUCUCACAGUUGAAGUGUACCUAUGAUGAAAAUGACAGACCUCUGUCAUCAUUUUAAGUGGGAGAACUUGCACAAUCGCUGGCUGACUAAAUACUUUUUUGCCCCACUGUAUGUUGGAUUAGACAAAUGUAAAUGUGGCCAUGUGGGUGGUAUGUCAUGUUUACAAGUUUGAGUUGUGUAAAAAAAACGUGUUUACAAGGUCAUAAAUGUGCAGAAAUGUAUUUUCCACAGUCGGGCCUGCAACAGAUGAAGUGAUGGAUUACUGUACAUUCAUGAUGGGUUGUGUUUCCAAACAAAUACUCUCAGGACACAAACGUAAAAGCUCCAUUUCAGCCGUCUACACACGGUCGCUGCAUUCCCCCUCAAAACACAUGAAAAAAGAUGCGUUUUUAAAUUAUUCAAACAGAUUUGGACAUGGCCUAUUUCUCUCGGGGACUCCCCUACACCCCAAUAAAAAAUAGUUCUGCAGUUUUUUUCUCACCAAAGACUUUCAGCAGAAACUAUGACUCAAUCAAUUUGGCUUUUGACAUAUGUGAUAUUACCUUAGCAGCUUUAAAAAAUGUUUUGUUUUUUCUUAAGCUGCUGUGCCUCCCUUGAAGCCUUCUAGCAUCUCCCAAAUAUAAAAAGCACACACAUGGCCCUUCCAGGUGACCCCACCCAUAGUCUUUGUAGAUAUUCUGAUAAUUAGAUUAUAUUUUUGUAGCAUAGAUAGUUUUUCAUUGUAGUGAAUAUGUAUAUAGCAGAUUUAUUGUAAACUGACUUAUGUAUUGAGUCAAAUAAAUUGAUUUCAAUUAG
Nerophis ophidion (straightnose pipefish) is the source of this 3533-nucleotide messenger RNA. It is a transcript of the gene bbs5, whose product is annotated as Bardet-Biedl syndrome 5. Lineage: Eukaryota; Metazoa; Chordata; Actinopteri; Syngnathiformes; Syngnathidae. Gene Ontology annotation, molecular function: phosphatidylinositol-3-phosphate binding. The record is from RefSeq and is a predicted model, not a curated record. Gene Ontology annotation, biological process: intracellular transport; cilium assembly. Gene Ontology annotation, cellular component: BBSome; ciliary basal body. The transcript is spliced from 12 exons. Bases 117 to 1145 code for a protein of 342 amino acids.